AGCUACUUUAGUAUUAUUUGUUAGAAUAUACAAAAGUAGAAUACAAAGAUUUCACUGUUUACUAUGAUUCUAUCCUUGUUUCGUGGAUUAAGUUAUUUGCACAGACAAGGUAAAUAUUUUCUUACCCUAUCAAGGUAUUUUAACUUAUGGUAGCAGACUAGUUACUAUAUUUACUAGAUUACUAAUUAAUGCUUAUCAAAUGUUCGCUUUUUAUGAGUUUAACAACAUAAUAUUUUCCUUCUGAAACUAGGUUUUGUUUAACGGCUCCAAAUCCCAAAGAAAUUAGGAUUUGUUUGUCACUAUAAAUAUCUCAUCUUGCUGACACAAUUCUGUAUUGAAUUCUAUAAGAUCUAAGCAUAGAGGGAAAUUUGAGUAUUAUUAUGAAACGUCUGCGAAAAUUGUGUGAUAAUAAAGGUGUGGAGCUGUCUGAGGAUAUCAUAAUGGAAAUAUUGCAUCUUUUGCCUUCAAAAUCACUAGCAAGGUUUAAAUGUGUAUCAAAGUGUUGGCAAAAAUACAUUGCUGGUUGUCGUUCUCAACGAUGGAGGCCUCAACCUGAUUUCAUUGGUAUCUUUUAUCAGACAGAUAAACAUUCCCAAAUUGGUUUCUUCUUCGAAUCAAAGGAAUCAAAUAAUAAUCACAUGCAUGAUUUGGAUGAGUCAGUGAAUUUUCUUAACAGGAAAGUGUAUAUUGUUGCGUCAUCGAAUGGUUUUCUUCUUUGUACAAAAGAUAGAAAAAAACCAAGGGAUUAUUAUGUUUAUAAUCCUGCAACGAGGCAAUAUUCGUCUCUCCCUAAAACUCUAUUUUGCAUGGAAGGCGACCUAGCUAUUGGAUUUAUUUGUAAGGUAGAUGAUCCUAAUAAAGAUGUCAUCUCGUUUACUAUAGUUCGCUAUGAAAUACCUCAUCAUUGGGGUGAGUUACCGUUCACUGUAACAAUUGAAAGUUUCUUUUCCGAGACUAAUGUGUGGACUUCCAAUAGUAUAAUUUUGGAUGCACCUCUUAGACAGUACCCUUUAAACUGGGAUGCAAGAUCAUCAGAUGGUGUCAUCGAUGGAGUAUUCUGUUGGCUUGAUCAAGUUGAAAGACAAAUCACUGUUUAUGAUAGUGUCUACAAGUCUUUCUGGGCUUUGGAAUUCCCUGAAGAGAUUGAGACCACAUACAAUUCUUAUCUUGGAUUAUCUGGUGGGGAUUUCUACUUUGCAUUGAAUUACGGGGAGGAGAUUACUGUGUGGAAACUCGAGAGUAAUAUUCGUAGUCGAGUUGCAGUAUGGGUUGUGAAGUAUGAUGCGGAUGUUGCCGCUACAGUUCUUCAAUGUCCGGAGGCGUUUGGACUUGGAGGUGAUACACUUCGUGUUGAGGCUUUUGGAAUUACAGGCUCUAUUUGUAUCGAGGUGCUGAAUAUGGUUAUUCAUCCUGUUUUCCCGCACAUCUUUUAUUUGGAUAUAAGAGGCAAGGUUAUUUCUUAUGACUUGGAAACGGAUACUGCAGAAUUUGUGUAUGAUUUUAAAGAACCUUGGUGGAAAACAGUACACUACAAGUUAUUUCCUUAUGAGUGGCAUCAAUGGCCACGUCUUCUGUCGACUGUCAAUUAGUGGUGUUGGCUAUUACUACCUAUUAAUUUGUAGCACUUUUAAUGACAAUUUC
Lycium ferocissimum is the source of this 1641-nucleotide messenger RNA. Its product is annotated as F-box protein At5g49610-like. Lineage: Eukaryota; Viridiplantae; Streptophyta; Magnoliopsida; Solanales; Solanaceae. The transcript has a single exon. Gene Ontology annotation, molecular function: protein binding. The coding region runs from base 381 to 1589 and encodes 402 amino acids. The record is from RefSeq and is a predicted model, not a curated record.